Molecule: messenger RNA, 1179 nt
Organism: Galleria mellonella (greater wax moth)
Lineage: Eukaryota; Metazoa; Arthropoda; Insecta; Lepidoptera; Pyralidae
Gene: mtSSB
Product: single-stranded DNA-binding protein, mitochondrial
Exons: 3
Coding region: 288-734 (148 amino acids)
Biological process (GO): mitochondrial DNA replication; positive regulation of helicase activity
Cellular component (GO): mitochondrial nucleoid
Molecular function (GO): single-stranded DNA binding
Source: RefSeq, a predicted model, not a curated record
UCCGUUUACUAAUUGUCCAGAAAAUGCGCGAACAACCUAAUUUCCUUUACUACAACAGAUAUGUUUUUUAUUCUUUAUGUUGUAUAUAUAUGAUUUCAUAGAUAUUACAAAAUUUUUUUUAGAAUAUUACGUUUAUCGUUAUUAAUUGAAACUUCUAUAUUUUCCUAUAGGAAAAUUUAAAUACGUUUAAUUUUUAAAAUAAAUAUAAAACUAUCAUUUUGUUUAAUUUUUGUUACUUUUAAUUAUAUUCGAUUCUUUGAUAGUUCUAGUGAUAAUAUUUCAUAACAAUGUUUUGUAAAACGAGAAUAUCCAGUUUCACCAAUCAAUUACUGAAACUUCAAAAUAAUAAUCUACACACAACUACAAUAAGAAAUGAUAGUCAAAAAACUGAAAAAACAAUAAAUCAAGUAACCUUACUGGGUAGAGUGGGUGCUGAUCCUCAAAAGCGAGGUUCUGAAGAGCAUCCAGUUGUGAAUUUUCCUCUGGCUACUCAUUUCAGUUACAAAUAUGAGUCAGGAGAUAUAUUACAGCGCACUGAUUGGCACAGGAUUAGCAUUUUUAAACCAGCUCUUCGUGAUACUGUUUAUAAGUAUUUAAAAAAAGGGCAAAGAGUGUAUGUAACUGGUAAAUUGUCCUAUGGUGAAGUAAAACUUGAUGAUGGGCAAGUUAGAACGGCAUCUACAGUUGUUGCUGAUGAUGUUAUAUUUUUUCAAGGACAACCAUCAGAAAAUUAAGUAGAUAUCUACAUAUUUUGUUAUUCAACUUCAGAAGUAUGAGACCCAUGAGCCAAGAAAUUCAAUUCAAUCUUUAAUUUGGUACUAAUACAGUUCAAAAGUUAUAAUAAUUAUGAAGCCCCAAUCAUCUAAUAAUCUUGAGAGAAGUUGAAUCUCGUUUAGUUUUACACAAGAUGUAUGAAGUUCUCAGUUACUUUGAUCUGACUUUGCAAUUUUUAUUUGGUAAUGAUUGCAAUUAAAUAUACUGAUCAAAUUAUCAAAAAUGUCAUACAAAUUUGGUAUUUAUUAGCGUUUUUGAGUAUAACUAAAUUCUUAUGGCAGGAGUCUUUAACUCAUUGGUCGAUCCCGAGGAAGAACGCUUGUUAUCUGAUAUGUAAAUUAGUCUAUAAGCAUAAUGUUAUGUAUCUAAUAUGCAUGUGAUAAAUAAAAGCCAGUAGUUUUUCAA